CCAGGCCGAACCUUCCUAGCUCGAUCAUUCUUCUUCAGUCCCCUCUCCCCUCCCCCGUUUUCGUUUCGCCCGGACCGGUCCAUGGCGCUGGACUUCCUCCAGCCAGGCGUCCCCGGCAGGCAGCCGGUCGGCGACCGCCGCACGGCGAGGUCGGCCAUCUUCAUCGGCGUCGCCAACGGCCUCCUCUCGCCGCCCCACCUGCGGCGCUGCCUCUGCGGCGGCCCGUGCGACGGCGACGACGACGUGGAGCAGAGGUACUACCAGCUCGCCAACUUCGUGGUCACCGUGCUCGGCGUGGCGCUCCUGGUCGUGGACAUGGCGCCCUCGCUGGCGGUGGCCCGCUCGCCGCGGUGGCCGCCGGCGGUCCGCUGGAUGGUCUGGCUCACCAAGGUCCUGGCCUGCGGCGCGCUCCAGUUUGGCGUCAACGUCCUGUAUUUUUGUCUUAGGAUGUUGUGCGCUAGGUUGAUGCUCGUCUUCGCCUGACUUCGCCAUUGUUAACUUCCACCAGCAAGGGACCUCUCGCCAUUAUUUUUCACACAGUAACCUAGUUCGUUUCAAUCUUUUUCCCUGUCUAAAUCUUUUCUUUUUUGCGAGUAUCGAUCCCUGUCUAAACUUGUGUACUCUUAAUUUUUUUUAUUGUAGUUCUAAUUAAAGUCAGGUGUUCAAACUCACAAUGGUGUAGUGUAGUGUACAAUCGUUUUGAUUGUUUGUUUCAAGAACAAUAUUAAUGCAUGGUUUGCUUUCUAG
Molecule: messenger RNA, 747 nt
Organism: Panicum hallii
Lineage: Eukaryota; Viridiplantae; Streptophyta; Magnoliopsida; Poales; Poaceae
Exons: 1
Coding region: 82-483 (133 amino acids)
Source: RefSeq, a predicted model, not a curated record